AUUUGGUUGGUUUCUUCUCCUUUGUUUUUCUUCUAUUCUAUGGAAUCCACCCUCUCUUUUUUGCAUUUUUCACAUAUCCGAAUUCUCUCUCUCCAAGCUUCUCCCUCUUCUCUCUCUUUUUUCCACCGAUAACCGUUUUCUACCGAUUCUCUUCCUCGAGUCGCCAUUCUCAUUACUGAUCCGCGUUGUCGAUUCUGCUCCGAUUCUUAUCCUACACGUGCAGCUUAUCACCUGUUUUCCAAUACACCGACUCAAUUUGAAGUUGAUGUAAUCAUGAUAGAUCAACUUUGUAGUAUACAAACGAUAUCACCAAGUCAGCAGGGGUUCUAAAGGUACACGUUGACAUACUGCUUGCUGUUUGUGGAUCGCUUCUACCAUGAAAAGUGGAUUAUUGGUGAUAUUAAAUGCUUCAUGCUACAUUUCAAAUCUAAACUACAUAUUCAAACCAAAUUCCAACACAGUGUUGACAGUUAGAUGUCUCUUCAUGGAAUCCGUUCCAGUCUCUUUGAAGUGUUAUCGGCUAUAGUGUUAUAAAUUUAAAAAAUGGAAAGGUAUAAAAUUUUGAAAGAGCUUGGACAUGGUUCUUGCGGUCAUGUAUAUAAAGCCCGUGAUACGAGAACUUUUGAGAUUGUUGCUGUCAAAAGGUUGAAAAGAAAGUUUUGCUUUUGGGAAGAAUACACAAAUUUAAGAGAAGUUAAGGCCCUCCGUAAAAUGAAUCAUCCAAAUAUCAUAAAGUUGGGAGAAGUUGUUAAAGAAAAUAAUGAACUCUUUUUAAUUUUUGAAUACAUGGAUUGUAAUCUUUAUCAAUUAAUAAAAGAGAAAGAAAAACCCUUUUCGGAGGAAGAGAUACGAUGCUUGAUGAAGCAAGUGCUCCAAGGACUUAGUCACGUGCACAAGAAAGGAUUCUUUCACCGGGAUUUAAAACCUGAAAAUUUGCUGGUGUCAAAUGAUGUUCUUAAAAUUGCUGAUUUUGGACUCGCUAGAGAAGUAUCAUCAAUGCCUCCAUAUACUCAAUAUGUUUCCACACGGUGGUACAGAGCUCCUGAAGUUUUGUUGCAGUCCGCAUGCUAUACUCCUGCUGUUGACAUGUGGGCUAUUGGUGCUAUAUUAGCUGAGCUUUUUACUUUGACCCCCAUAUUUCCCGGUGAAAGUGAAAUAGAUCAACUGUACAAAAUAUACUGCAUUCUUGGUAUGCCAGAUUCAACUUGUUUCACCAUAGGUGCAAACAACUCUAGGCUAUUGGACUUUGUACGCCAUGAAGUUGUUCCACCUAUGAAGCUUUCUGAUAUCAUUCCAAAUGCUAGCAUGGAAGCUAUUGAUUUAAUCACACAAUUGUUAUCAUGGGACCCAUCUAGAAGACCAGAUGCGGAUCAGUCACUGCAACAUCCUUUUUUCCAUGUGCAUACAAGGGUUCCUCGUUCACUCGGUGAUCCACUCGAGCUGAAGCUGAGUAACAAGAGGGCAAAGCCAAAUCUUGAGUUGAAAUUGUAUGAUUUUGGCCCUGAUCCCGAUGAUUGUUUUCUUGGCUUGACAUUGGCUGUAAAGCCCAGCGUUUCAAACUUAGAUGUGGUUCAAAAUCCAUCGCGUGGUAUGGGAGAGAAUAUGCUAUUUUGCUCGAAUUUUAAUGAUCAUCAAGAUCAAUCAGUUUUUUGGUCAUUAUUAUCUCCUGAUCAGAAUGGAGUUCACAACUCAGCAGAGACUUCAUUAUCAUUGUCAUUUGGAUCUGUUCAACACCAGCCAAUUGGAAUUCCACAGACAGCGGGGUUUUCUUUUCAGCCUUUGCAGCCUAACAUCUUAACUACACCAUUUUUGACACCGUCUUCUCCGUUCCAGCGCCGGCAUUUCCUUUGAAUGAUUGUCUGAGCUUUGAUCAAUGCUGCAAGAUCUUGAAUCUCUUGAUAAUGCAUCAAACAGUUUUUUUUUACCGAGGUUAAUUGUUUGUACAGCUUUGUUUAGCAUUAAAAAUAGCUUUACAUUAUCAUGAAAUAUGUGUAUCAUACAAAUAUUUGAUCUCAUUGGAGUUUGUAAUAUUAACAGCUACCCUUUUUUUUCGGGCGUCAAAUAAUUCCGAAGGGAAUGUAACCCUAAAUAUAAGGAUGCUACUUUUCCCCUCCCUA
This is a messenger RNA of Lathyrus oleraceus (garden pea), 2117 nucleotides long. RefSeq names its product serine/threonine-protein kinase MHK. The transcript has 18 exons. NCBI's taxonomy places the organism in Eukaryota, Viridiplantae, Streptophyta, Magnoliopsida, Fabales, Fabaceae. The record is from RefSeq and is a predicted model, not a curated record. Bases 544 to 1851 code for a protein of 435 amino acids. Gene Ontology annotation, biological process: protein phosphorylation. Gene Ontology annotation, molecular function: protein kinase activity; ATP binding.